This is a messenger RNA of Myxocyprinus asiaticus (Chinese sucker), 1214 nucleotides long. Its product is annotated as zinc finger protein 239-like. The coding region runs from base 84 to 1214 and encodes 376 amino acids. The transcript is spliced from 3 exons. NCBI's taxonomy places the organism in Eukaryota, Metazoa, Chordata, Actinopteri, Cypriniformes, Catostomidae. The record is from RefSeq and is a predicted model, not a curated record.
CACAGCUGAGAGUUGCGGCAGAUACAGGGCAUACAGUAGAACAGUCUCUUCAAUUACUUUCUUGCAGGGGCCAGAUUAUCCAGAUGAAAACUUGGCGAGACUUUAUGGAAGUCAGUAAAGUGGAGGAGAAACAUCGUCAUCACACACACACUCAAGAGAAGAGAAGAGGAAAAGAAAAAAGAGGGUCCAAAAUAUCUGCUGCCUCUCCUGUGUAUGCAAAGAGUUUCAGACAUAAAGCAAAUCUAACUAAUCACAAGAUGGUUCACACUGGAGAGAAACCACACACAUGUGAUCAGUGUGGAAAGAGUUUCACACGAAAAGAAACCCUUAAAAUACACAUAAGUGUUCACACUGAAGAGAAGCUGCACACAUGUGAUCAGUGUGGAAAGAGUUUCAAUAAUAAAGAAAACCUUAAGAGCCACAUGAGAGUUCACACUGUAGAGAAGCCGUACACAUGUGAUCAGUGUGGAAAGAGUUUCAAAGGAAAACAAUACCUUACAAAACACAUGAGAAUGCACACUGCAGAGAGACCAUACACAUGUGAUCUGUGUGGAAAGAGUUUUGCACGGCUGGAGAGUUUGAAAUUGCACCAGAAAAUACACACUGGUGUGAAAAAUUAUAUGUGUUUUGAUUGUGCAAAAACUUUUAUUACAGCAGGUGAACUGAAACAGCACCAGAUAAUUCACACUGGAGAAAAACACCACAAGUGUUCACAUUGUGACAAGAAAUUCUCUCGGUCAUCAACACUGAAAAGACAUGAGAGAAUCCACAAUGGAGUGAAACUGUACACAUGUGAUCAGUGUGGAAAAAGUUUCAAAUAUAAAGAAUCACUUAAGAUUCACACGAGAAUCCACACUGGAGAGAAGCCACACAAUUGCCACCAGUGUGGAAAGAGUUUUGCACAUCUGAACAAUUUUAAAAGGCACCAGAAAUUACACAACAGUGUGAAAGACCAUGUGUGCAUCGAGUGUAAGAAGGCUUUUACUACAGGCAACGACUUGAAACGACACAACAGAAUCCACACUAAUGGAAAACCUUACAAGUGUUCACACUGUGACAAGAGAUUCACUCAGUCAUCAACACUGAGAACACAUGAAAGAAUCCACACUGGAGAGAAACCGUACCACUGCCCUCCAUGUGAGAAGAGUUUCAGCCAAAUGAGUCAUCUACAAAGGCAUAUGAAAAGGCAUUAUAUAAAGCCUUUGUGUAAGUAA